Messenger RNA from Bombina bombina (fire-bellied toad), 4212 nucleotides. RefSeq lists its product as uncharacterized. The record is from RefSeq and is a predicted model, not a curated record. Gene Ontology annotation, biological process: telomere maintenance; DNA repair. Lineage: Eukaryota; Metazoa; Chordata; Amphibia; Anura; Bombinatoridae. Gene Ontology annotation, molecular function: DNA helicase activity.
AUGCCUCCUAAGAGAAUUUUAACACCUGAAGAUGCAGAAAACGUUAAACGCAGAAGAAAUGAAGGUCUUCGUAUACGUCGGACACAUAUGACUGAACAACAAAGGGCAAGUCAACGUAAUAAGAAUACUGCAAACAAGCGAAUUUCAAGAGCCAAUAUGACAGUUCAGGAAAAAGAUCUCCAACGAGAUAUGCAACGAUCACGUUCUGCUGCCCGUAGAAAAAAUAUGACCGACGCUGAAAAAGCUCUUGAAAGGGUAAACAAUUGUGAACGUAUCAAAAAUAUUCGCAAAAACAUCACUAAUCAAGAUAACACAACGUACAACCAUUCACUAUUUAUUGAAGACAAUGUACAGAUGCACACAUGUGGUCAACUUAACGUUUUGUGCAACUUCUGCAUGGCUAAGCAUUUUCUAGAGGAACAACCAAGUGAUAAGCUCUUUAAUAAAUGUUGCAAUAAAGGCAAAAUCACAUUACCUGAUAUACGAAUUUCACCACUGAUCCAACAACUAAUGACCGGACAUCACACACAUUCAAAGAAUUUUAUGCAAAAUAUCCGUUCAAUCAAUAGUGCAUUGGCUUUUGCAUCAAUGGGAGCAAACAUUGCACCACCUCCAGGAUAUGGACCAUAUUGCUUCAGAAUAAAUGGACAAAUCUAUCACCGAUCUGGUGCCUUGCAUCCAGAAAAUGAUGAUCAACGAAAAUUUGCACAGCUAUACAUUUUAAGUCCUGAGGAAGCUGCAGACCAAAGAGCAGCGCUAAAAGAAAAUUCGGGGUGUCACGUUGAGCUUUUGAGGGAGUUAAGUUCAUAUAUGUCUCAGUGUAACCCUUUCGCAGAGGCAUGUAAAAUGCUCUAUGAGGUAGAGCAAGAAUGCAUCCAUGAAGCCUCUUUAAAUGGAGUUCAACCUUCUGAUGUUUCAAUGUUAAUUCUUCAAGACAGAACAUCAGAUUGCCGAAGAUAUAAUGCACAAAAAGUUAAUGAGGUUGCUGUUAUUUUCCAAAAUACUGAUGGAGAACCACCUCUUGAACGCGAUCUUCUUAUUCAUUGCCGCUCUAUAGAUAAAACAAAAAAAACAGAAAGAAUAAGUGUCUUAGAUCCUAAUCUUGAACCAUUGCUGUAUCCUUUGUUAUUCCCAUAUGGUGACCAAAGUUGGGGUUCAAAUAUCGCUCUUAACUACAGGCCAACAUCAAUUAAUAAUGUAGAAAGAAGAACAACCACCAAUCCGAGGAUAAGAGUUAGUCAAAUGAAAUACUAUUCGUACAGGAUUUCAAUAAGAGAUCAAUUUAAUCCCUUCCUUAGUGCGGGCAAGUUGACAAAGCAGUACUUUGUUGAUGCUUAUGUCAAAACUGAGGCUAAUAUACUCAACUAUAUCCGUCAAAAUCAAUCUAAACUUCGCAUUGAAAAAUAUACAGGAUUAAUGGAUUAUAUUCAAAGUGAAGCUGCUGCACAGGGCUUAAUGCCUGGAAAAGCUGUUGUUUUGCCAUCAUCCUUUCAGGGAAGUCGGAAUAUGGCCCAAAACUAUCAUGAUGCUAUGGCCAUUGUCAGAAAAUAUGGAAAACCUGAUUACUUCAUCACCAUGACCUGCAACCCUAAAUGGCCUGAGAUAGUCGAAAAUGUGUUAGAAGGUCAAGCAGUGGAGUUCAGACCAGAUUUGGUUGCAAGAGUUUUUAACCUCAAAUUAAAUUCUCUUUUGCAUGAUAUCUUGAACAAACAUGUUCUUGGAAGUCCUUGCGCAAAAGUGCAUGUUAUAGAGUUCCAAAAAAGAGGUCUACCACAUGCUCAUAUCCUCUUAAUAUUGAAAGCUGAAGACAAGCCAAAUGAUGCUGAAACCAUUGACAAAUUUAUAUCAGCCGAAAUUCCAGAUGAACACCUUUAUCCCCGGCUACAUGCUAUUGUAAUAAAGCAUAUGAUACACGGUCCCUGUGGGGAACAUAAUUUAAAUUCUCCGUGCAUGGUGGAUGGCAACUGCAGCAAAAAUUUUCCUAAACAAUUUCUCCAACAAACUUUACUUAAUGUUGAUGGAUAUCCUCGAUACCGGAGGCGAAAAAAUGAGACCACAGUAAUUGUCAAUGGGAGAAAAAUUGACAAUUCUUGGGUAGUUCCAUAUAGCCCAUACUUCUGCUUGAAGUACAAUUGCCAUAUAAAUGUUGAGAGUUGUGUUUCUAUCAAAAGUGUUAAAUAUCUCUUCAAAUAUGUAUACAAAGGUUAUGAUUGUGCAAAUAUUUCCAUUAAGGAACAUGCCACACUAUAGCAUGAUGAAAUACAAAUUUUUUUAGAUUCAAGAUAUGUCAGUGCUCCUGAAGCUGUUUGGAGAUUGUAUGGUUUUCUGAUGCACCAUCAAACACAUACAAUAAUAAGACUUCAAGUCCAUCUUCCAGGUGAACAAGAUGUAUAUUUUUAUAAUGAUAACAUACAAUUAGCUGCAGAGAAGGCCCAAGACAGGGAUACCACUUUGACAGCAUACUUCAAGUUGAAUGAUGAGACUCAUGCUGCACGGGCAUUUUAUUACUCUGACAUUCCUCAACAUUAUGUAUUUGAUGUAAAAACCCGUAAGUGGAAUCCAAGACAAAGAGGAGCAGAUACAACAAUUGGCCGAUUGUACUAUGUUAAUCUUUCAUCGGAUUUAGAGAGAUUUUGUUUGAGGUUACUACUCCUGCACGUAAAAGGAGCAAAAUCCUUUAGGGACCUACGCUCUGUUAAUGGACAAGUUUGUCACACAUUCAAAGAAGCUGCCCAAAAGCUUUCACUUUUACAUGAUGAUGCUACCUGGGAUUUUACACUUAACGAAUCAGCAUCUCAACAAAUGCCUAAACAAAUGAGGGAACUGUUUGCUUAUUUGUGCAUCUUUGCUGUCCCACCUAAUGUCCCACAACUCUUUAAAAAAUACAAACAAGAUCUUUAUGAAGAUUUUUCAUGUCAUGAGGGCCAUGUGGAUGAUUGCGCAAGUUGUAAAGAUUUUGCUUUAACAGACAUUUUAAAUGUUCUCAUAGUACAUGGUAAACGUUGUGAAGAUUUUGGACUACCCAAUCCAUCAAACUUCAUUCCAGACAUGCAAUUUAUCUAUGUUGCACAUUUGGAAGCCCAAAUUGGAGCACAACUUCAAGAAGCACUAAAUAUCGAACAAAAAGCUGCCUUUGACGCUCUUCCAAUUCCAUUACUGGACACAUCAACAUCAAACAUGAGAAUGACUUCAAAAGAUGCUGAGCUCAUACGAAAUGCUCAAUUGCUGAUUUGGGAUGAGGCCUCAAUGGCACCCAGUAUAGCUCUAAAAUGUGUAAAUAUGCUCCUUCAGGAAAUUAUGCAAAACAACAAGCCAUUUGGCAGAAAAGUAAUUCUCCUUGGUGACUUUCGACAAACACUCCCAGUACUUCCUCAUGGCAAUAGAUCUGCUAUUGUGGAAGCUACCAUAAAAUUCAAUGAUCACUGGGAUAAAUUCAAAAUUUUGAAAUUGCAAAAUAAUGUGCGAUCGGUGGAUCCAGAAUUUAGUAACUGGCUACUACAAUUAGGACAGGGUUCAUUAAAUAACUCAGAGGGCCUUCCUGAGGAUUUAAUUGAGAUUCCUUCCAAAUUAAUAUGCCACGAUUGUAUCAUAUCUGAAAUUUUUGGAAAAAGACUUCUUCCAUCUGAUCUUCCAAAUUUUUCAAAAAAGGCAAUUUUGUGUACAAAAAAUGCUCAUGUUGAUCAAAUCAAUGAGCAUGUAUUAAAUAUACUCGAUGGUGAUGAAAAAACAUACCUAAGUUCAGAUUCAAUUGACGAUCAGACAGAUGAAGAUACUCAAAACUAUCCCAUAGAAUUUCUAAAUGAAUUAGCUCCAUCAGGAAUGCCUCUUCAUAAGCUAAAAAUUAAAUUGGGAAGUAUUAUUAUGUUGCUUAGAAAUCUUAACACAAAAAGAGGUCUGUGCAAUGGAACAAGAUUAAUAGUUAAAGAUCUUAAGCCCAAUCUAAUAAUUGCAGAGGUGCUCACAGGAACAGCUCAAAACCAGAUGGUUUUUAUCCCACGAAUAGAUUUAGCCCCUGCCAAUACUGAACUACCAUUCAUUUUACGAAGGAGACAGUUUCCAAUCAAACUUGCUUUUGCAAUGACCAUUAACAAAUCACAAGGUCAAACAUUAGACAAAGUUGGAAUAUUCCUUCCGGAGCCAGUGUUCAGUCAUGGACAACUUUAUGUUGCAUUGUCUCGAGUUCGAACAUCAUCUGAUUUUUCCCAUUUGUAA